AGUGAGAAGAGAAAAGGAGGGAGAGAGAGAGAGAGGGGGAGGACAGAGCCGUGUCUUUCUGGCUGCGGUGCUCUGUGCAGUCGGGUCUAGGUCCCCGACUGACAGCCCAAGAUUGAUGGAUAGAGCUUUGUAUUGCACAUAACAUCAAUUCUGUCCUGCUUUCUCUUUCAUUUGGAAUCUCACUCCCUCAUCACUCCUCCCUUCCCCUGUCUUUUUCUCUCCUGCUCCCCUCUCUUCCCCCUCCCUCUCCUCCUCCCUCCCGCUGCUGCUCCAGGUCCGUCGCCGGUCCCUCUCUUCCGUAUUAGUUUCCAUGAGGCAUCCUUAAUGCUGACAGAGAGCGCACCGUGAGGCAGCAAGAAAGCGGGGUGAGAGGAUUGCUAUCUUUGUGACAGCUUCUCCGCUUGGUAGGCUGCGUGUGAGCCGGGGAACUGGACUGGACUGUGGUGUUUCGUGGAGGAGGUGGGAGAAGAGGUGGAGGAGCACGAGGGAGAACUGUGGGGCAAGCUGGACAGAUGGAGGACGGCACGCAGCACCUGGGACACUGCAUGGUUGACAUGAAGGAGCUGAGUGCGAGUCCUGAAGGACUGAGCGCUGCUGGUGUUAUUCUAACACCCAAGCUGCCUCAGGUGGACUUCAGCCUUGCCUGUAAUGAUCUGGUGGCCUCAGGCAGAGACAGGAAGCCCAAUGCUUUGGUCCAGGUGGCUGUCAUAGAUCCCCACAAGCAGCACCUCGUGUCUCAUGCCUGCACAGAGAUAGUUGAGGCGAACAAAGACCCACUGUUUCUGACGGGGGUGACCUUCCCUUCAGAGUAUCCUGCUAGCCCAGAGACGCUAGUCAAGCUAAGCGUGUAUGAUGCAAAGGACAAGACCCAGGAAUCAAGCAGCUUCCUGGGUAGUGCCACAUUUUCAGUUGGAGAUCUUCUGAGGGCAAAAGAUGAACGACUGACCUUGAGCCUCAGGUCAUCUGAUGGUGUGUGCACAGCAGGAACAGUGGUGGUGAGUCGUCUGAAGAUGGGGGAGAUGGAGGAGGUUGAUGUGGACCAGAUCACCACAGACAUACCGUCACAGAAGUGUCCACUGGUAUGCGAGUCUGUGCACCAUUCCUGCACCGACAGAGAAAAUAACCCAUUGACCGGGCCAGUGUUCAAGAACCCAGUAUGCAAAGUGUACAGAUUUCAAACAGUGGACAGCAAGUGGAUGCUUGUGCGGGAACAAAUGGAGGAGUGCACUCUGUCAUUCAGUAUCCCCAAACAGCUGCUCGCGCUGUACAUUCAGGAGGACAUGAGUAGGGUGCAGGAUCUAAAGGAGCUGGGAGAUCUUUCCCCUCACUGGGACAACUUACGGAAGGAGGUGAUGACACGAUAUGCAGGAAUAAUCAGCUCCUACCAAGAGACCUUGGCUGAAAUGGACAAGAUUAAUGGUUGCUCAUUCAAGCCAAGCUGCUGCAAAGCUCAAAAGUCUCUGGAGUUUAUUCCGAUAAACCUGCACACCCAGAGGAUGAGGGUGACAUGCCCCAAAAAAACAGAUGCGUUUUAUGACAUCAUCACUGUUGGUGCCCCAGCAGCCCACUUCCAGGGCUUUAAAGGUGGUGGUCUCCAUCGACUCCUGAGCAGAUAUGAAGCAGAGAAAAAGAGCUUCAGCACUGCCUACCAGUGUAUCUACUACUCCCCAGAGCACACAGCCAAAGCUCAGGAGGUACUCAGCAUCAUGAGCCUCCUCCAGCCCCUCAUCACGAGGUUAGUGGACCAGCUCCUCCAGGCUGCCCAUGAGCACUCUUCCCCUGGACUGAGGGAUGCACUCAAGCACCUUUCUGACAAGACAGAACAAUUUGUUCACACACUUAAGGAUGAAUUGGUCAAGAGUGCACUCCUAGCGCUGCAUGCAGCACAGCCAGGCUACGUUUCCAAGAACCAGAAGUCGACUCCGGCGCAGAGCCAACACCAAGGCCACACAAACCAGACCAAUGACCAGAAUCAGAACCCGAUUCAGGGACUUCCAGGCCACAGUCCACCGACGUCAGUCACUGAGACCACAGUGGUGUGUAAUAAUGUGGAAGGAACCCCAACAACUGCUGGAGGAGAGCCUUUGUCACUGAAGCACCAAGACACCAUACCGCACCAUAAAGAGUACGAUGAGGAGGAAUGGGACAGGCUAUGGGCAAAUGUGGCCAAGUGUCUCAACUGUGUAAUCGCCAUGGUGGAUAAACUCCAGGAAGAAGACAACACCAAGCAGGAUCCAGUCCCAGAACAUCAGCUAGCUGAUGUCAUCACCUCCCACAAUCCUGGUGACUGGAGGGAGCAGUUGUGUCCUCUGGUGACCCGGUUAAAGGACUGCGUGAUGGAGGUGGUGGAGAAGGCAAAGAGAGCUAUGACCUUUGUGCUCCUGCAGGAGGCAGCCUGCAGCAUUCCACAGGGCUUCCUGCUCCAGCAGAGGCGAGACAUAGUCUUCAGUCAGGCACUGGCAGCCUUGGCCUGUGGUUUCGUCAUGCGGUUGUACGCGGGAAUGCAGGACAAAGGCUUCCUGAGGCAGCUUCACCUCGUUGGCCUGGUUGCUCAGUUUGAGAGCCUGCUCAGCACCUACAGUGAAGAGUUCGGGAUGCUGGAAGACAUGGAAGUGGGGAUCUCAGACCUGCAGAGAGUCAUGUUCAAGAUUACAGAGGCCAAGUCCGAUGACCUCAGUGACCUUCAGCCUUUAGUUUGUGGCCGACGAGACCACUUCACUGUAGAAGUGCCAUUACCUAAACUGGUUUUCCAUACCUUACCAGAGGAAAUCAAGGAGGGGAAGCUUCUCCGAGUAUUCCCGGUGCUCUUUAACGUGGGGAUUAAUGAACAACAAACAAUAGCAGAAAGGUUUGGAGACAUCUCUCUACAAGAAAGAAUAAACCAGAAGAACUUUGAGACAUUAGAAGCCUAUUACAAAUCAUUAAGUGAAAAGGUGCCACUAGAAUGUCUACCGUGUUUUCAGACACAGACCGACAUAAAGGAAUUACUUGAAACUUUGGGCCAGAAUGUAGUCGCGAAGAAGAAAAAGAAUGUGGAGAUACUGUGGACUGCUGGAACGAUCUGCCGAAGGUUAAAUGGCAUCAGGUUUACCAGCUGUAAAAGUGCCAAAGACCGAACAUCCAUGUCUGUCACUCUCGAGCAGUGCGCUCUCCUACGUGAUGAACACCAGCUCAGCAAGGACUUCUUCGUGCGCGCUCUGGACUGCAUGCGCAGAGAAGGAUGUCGCAUUGAGAAUGUUCAAAAGAAUAUUAAAUGCAGGAAAUAUGCCUUCAACAUGCUGCAGCUGAUGGCCUUUCCCAAGUGCUACCGACCACCAGAAGGGACUUACGGCAAAGUUGACUCAUGAGGAGAAAAGCCACAUACUGUAAAAUUAGUCAUUCAGUAUUAUUCUUCUUUAGUAAAUAUUAAAGAUCAUGAAUGAUAGUAUGUAAAAUACGCUCUUAAUAGGAAAAACAGUUGCUGGAGGUGUGUUUGUGUACAUACGUGUGUGCGUGUGCGUGUGUAUAGAGGGUACAUUCAUAGGCAUUAAAAAAGUGGGUCCAUUUUAAAAUAAAUGCACUUUCCACCUUACCAUACAUUGGUCAUAACUUAAGCAACAUUAAGCAGAACAACUUGGGGGUAAGUCAAAGUCUUACAUAAUGUGCAGAUAUCAGAGUAUGAGAGAGAUAACUAGCCUAAAAGAAGAGUUUUCAAGUGACUAGCUAUUUUGUUUGUUUACGGUAACCAUGCAUUUGGAUGUUCACUCAGUAAAAGUUAAUAUUUGGAAACACUGACCAAUUUUUUGUAACAGCUCUUAAAGUUUCCGUAAUCUUUGCGGACAUCCACAUUCCCUGUGGUUUUUCUCCACAGGGAAAACUUUAUUUGGAUGUGUGGGCCUUAAAAAGAUAGUAUGAUGUUAAACCAAAAUGAAUAACUUGUGCUGUUCUCAAGAAAUCAUAUCAACAUGUUUUUUUUUAAUGAAACACAGUAUUCAGAUUCAGGUUUCUCAGUUGGUUUUUGACUGAAGUCUACAAAUUUCCCUCUGCUUAACACUGUCCUCUAGCUUUGCAAUGCACCCCAAUGGCAAUGUAGCGCAUGUUUUAUUCAUGACAGAACAUGAAGAACUGAGACAUUUUAUCAUUUCAUCAUAAAAAUCAGUUGAUUUUUGAAGGCAGCAACACGUCUCAAAAAAGUUGGGACAGAGGCAACAAAAGGAUGGACAAGUAAGUGAUACUAAAAGAAACAGCUGGGGGAAUAUUUUUCAACUAGUUAGGUUAACUGGUUACAGGUCAGUAACAUGAUGGGGUAUAAAAAGAGCAUCUUAGAGAGGCAGAGUUUGUCAGAAGUAAAGCUAGGCAGAGGUUCACUAAACUGCAAAAACCUGUGGCUACAGAUUAUAGAGGGAAAAAAAUUCAGAACAUCCAGAAAAGCACCAUAAAUGCUGAAAGGUGUGUGCAAAAAAAUCUCAUCCAAAGAUUCCAAGACUCUGGACAUACCUCAGAAUCAAUACUGAAUGCUUGGGAUCUCUUCAGGCCUUUAGAUGGCACUGCAUCACAAACCGCCACGAUUCUGUGAUGGAAAUCGCUGAAUGGGCUCGGGAACACUUCCAGAAACUAUCGUCUGUGAGCACAGUUCAGUGUGCCAUCCAAAAAUUCAGGUUAAAGGUCUGUCGUUCAACGAAGAAGUCAAAUGUGAACAUGAUUCAGAAACACCGCCACCUUCUGUCAGCCAUUGCUCGUUCAAAAUGGACAGAGGCACAGUGGAAAACUUCUUUUUAGAGAACAUGGACAUCCUCCGGACUGAGGAGGAGAGUAAGCAUCUGGAUUGUUAUCAGUGCUCAGCUGCAUGCCAUCACAAUCUCUUUGAUGUUAUG
Oreochromis niloticus (Nile tilapia) is the source of this 4853-nucleotide messenger RNA. It is a transcript of the gene inpp4b, whose product is annotated as inositol polyphosphate-4-phosphatase type II B. Gene Ontology annotation, cellular component: cytoplasm. The transcript has 22 exons. Lineage: Eukaryota; Metazoa; Chordata; Actinopteri; Cichliformes; Cichlidae. Bases 513 to 3347 code for a protein of 944 amino acids. Gene Ontology annotation, molecular function: phosphatidylinositol-3,4-bisphosphate 4-phosphatase activity. The record is from RefSeq and is a predicted model, not a curated record.